Molecule: messenger RNA, 1743 nt
Organism: Naegleria fowleri
Lineage: Eukaryota; Heterolobosea; Eutetramitea; Acrasida; Naegleriidae
Exons: 3
Coding region: 1-1743 (580 amino acids)
Biological process (GO): protein dephosphorylation
Molecular function (GO): protein tyrosine phosphatase activity
Source: RefSeq, a predicted model, not a curated record
AUGCAACAAGCAUGCACAAAUCCAGCAGCCACAACAGCAGCAUCUAGUAGCAAUCCUAAGAAAAAGCCCUAUAAAUCUGCUCUCCGUGAGGAGAUGGCUAAAACAUUUGGAAAGUUCAUUGUGCAGGAAAGAGAACAAAAAGUAUCAAAUAACAAGUUAAUAGAAGCAAAACCCAAAACAGCAUCAACUGAUUUCCGUCCUACAAUUUGUGUCUUCAGUAAUGCACUCGCAGAUGAUACACCACAUUCUUCUGUAGGCGGUAUGAACCAGACCAUAUUUGAUAAAUUUACAACACCAAACAUUGCUCGCCAUGACUCUCUCACUUUUCAGUAUACAACAUUUUCAGAGGAUGACGAUGAGUACACCCAACCGAUUACUGAUAUCAAUGAGUUCGUUCAGAAGUUUCUAUCCAACACAGACGAUGAAGAGGAAUAUGACGACGGAGAUGGAUUUGCUCUGAUUACUACAUCGAAACCCAAACCAUGUGCAAAGUUUGACACUUUUACUUCAAACUCCGACUCUCAAUUUGAUGACUUUGAACCCACAACACCAAAGACCAGAACAAAUAUCUCCACUUUUGAUUUCACAAGUGCACCAACUAACGUUUCUUCUAAUAUGUUUGACGAAUGUUCAUCAUCGUCUUCAUCGUCGUAUGAUACGUUUACAUCGGAAGAAGGAUCCAACAACAAUAGUUGGUCAGGAAUGACACGAAAGCCAUCCGGACAGGCUCCAAGAAAAGCCAGUGUAGCUCUGUUUGCAAAGCCAAUAGAGACCGAUAGAUUAGACGAUGAGUUUCAAGCUUUAAAGAAAUUCGAAACAAGAUUGCAAAGAAAAAGUGGUAUGCAUACCAGUGGAUACCGCCAACACAAUCUUUCUAAAAACAGAUACAAGAAUAUUUUACCAAACGAGAAUACUAGAGUUUUAUUGAAAUCAAGAGAACGCUUAGAACCUGGAUCUGACUAUAUCAAUGCAAAUCACAUUAUUACUCACUCAACCCAACAUUUUAAACACAUCAAAUUAUCAUCUCCUCCAACGUACAUCGCUACUCAAGCCCCUCUUCCCUGUACAUUUUGCGAUUUUUGGAGAAUGAUUGUCGAACACAACAGUACAAUAAUUGUCAUGCUAAGUAAUGAAAUUGUUUCGUCUGAUUCAGAAAGCGACGGCGAAGCAAAAGAAGGUACUGACCUAUUUGAUCAAUGUUUCAACAAGAACAAAGUGAACAAGUACUGGCCUUCUCUGCAUGAAAAGAAACAAUAUGACGAAGUUACAGUGGAGACCAUUUUACAGGAAGUAACACCGUACGACUUCACUUACAGACAGUUUUUAGUUUAUCAUGAAACACUACCGAGCUCAGGAAGAUUAGUGCAUUUUUAUCAAUACACAGGAUGGCCUGAUAUGGGAGUUCCUGACAAUACUGAUUCAUUUUUUAAAUUAAUAGAAUGUAUUGAUAAUCUGAAAAAGCGACCUGAUUAUAUACCCGGUCCAAUAACUAUCCAUUGUUCUGCUGGUGUUGGUAGGACAGGAACAUUUUGUACAAUACAUAUUCUUCUUUCACAGUAUAAGGAAUAUUUACGACUAUCGAAAGAAGAACGAGAUAAUGAUACACAUUUUGAUUUUAAUAUUUAUAAAAUCGUAAAGCAGCUCAAAAAUUUGAGAGUAGGAAUGGUACAAAGAAAAGAGCAGUACCGUUUCUGCUACACAGCUGUUAGAGAUGGUAUUAAUCACAUACACCAGAACUUAUAG